UUUUACCAUAUUUUAUUUAUAUAAGAAUGGCUUUAUAUAAUACCAAAGCUGAAACAAAAAUUCAAAGUAAAUGUCGUACAUACUAUCCGAACUUUCAUGAUAAACCAUUGUCUGAAAAAUUUUACUCUCGCCAUGAAAAUAUAAUAAAUAUCGGAAGAAAUGUAUCAAAUAAAACGAGAGGAAUUAGUUAUUUCCUAUCUGAAGAACAAAAAAAACAAGCUCCAAGAACAUUUAAUCAAACCUAUGGUUGGUUUGCGAAUUUAAAAAAUUUCGAAUAUGAGGUGAAAUCUCUGAUAAACGUUAAAAGUCCUUUACAGGAAAAAGCUGAUUAUUAUGGAAUAAAAAUAGAUGAACAACGUGCUAUAGAACCACGAACAAGAUACUAUGCUCCUGUAACUGAAAACCAAUGUUAUGGUUGGAUUCAAAAUUAUACGUGUUUGGAUAUAAAUAAACCAAUCUUGUGGCAUGGAGUAAAACUUGAUAAAUAUUUGAAGAAUGUUUUGCAAAUUACGGAUAAAGGCAACAAAAGAACAUUGCUAAACCGCUAAAUUCAUAGUACUGAGAUAUACAGAAAAAAUAUUUU
Messenger RNA from Teleopsis dalmanni, 583 nucleotides. RefSeq lists its product as uncharacterized. The transcript has a single exon. Lineage: Eukaryota; Metazoa; Arthropoda; Insecta; Diptera; Diopsidae. The record is from RefSeq and is a predicted model, not a curated record. The coding region runs from base 27 to 548 and encodes 173 amino acids.